UACCGGGGUAGUGAGCAGGACGCGAGUUCCCGGGCAACUUUGUAACAGCGAGGAGUCGCGCGCCACCAGAGCGAGCAGCCGCAGUAGAGACGCAGCAGCACCGAUACCGGCACCGACACCGACACCGAGGAAAAUGGCUGACCAGCUGACCGAGGAGCAGAUUGCUGAGUUCAAGGAGGCCUUCUCCCUCUUCGACAAGGACGGCGAUGGCACCAUCACCACCAAGGAGCUGGGCACGGUGAUGCGCUCGCUGGGCCAGAACCCCACCGAGGCCGAGCUGCAGGACAUGAUCAACGAGGUGGACGCCGACGGUAACGGCACGAUCGACUUCCCAGAGUUCCUGACCAUGAUGGCGCGGAAGAUGAAGGACACGGACAGCGAGGAGGAGAUCCGAGAAGCCUUCCGCGUGUUCGACAAGGAUGGCAACGGCUACAUCAGCGCGGCAGAGCUGCGCCACGUCAUGACCAACCUGGGGGAGAAGCUGACGGACGAGGAGGUGGACGAGAUGAUCCGGGAGGCCGACAUCGACGGCGACGGCCAGGUCAACUACGAAGAGUUUGUGCAGAUGAUGACUGCAAAGUGAAGCGUCUUUCUUCCAUUGCCUGUUCUUCUUGAUCACUCUGUCUAUAUAUAUAAAAAAAUCUACAAAAAAAUCUUUACUGUUUAAAUUCUACAGUCUGGUUCGGAUUUAACUCCAAAGGCAUCUGUCAACGAAUUAGAGCAGGGGGGAGGCAAAGCGUCACAAUCUUCAACGUGCAUGAGAUCUCUUCGUUCUGAACAGCCCGAUUUUCCCAAAUUAGACCAAAAGGAAAAGACAGAACCAGCGACAGAGGCAGUUUUUUUGUUCGUUGAACAAGAGCAGUUCACCAUCGAAGCAUUUUCUGUUUGUAACAAUUUAACCGUGCAGCUCGCUGGAAACGGGAGUGUUUCGGAGAGCCAGUUCCGACACCUGCAUGUGCCUGGCUUGGCGGUUUCUUGUUACAGUAGGGCUCCUGAUCCUACACUAGAAGGAGAUGCUGGGUUGUGUACAGAAGGAGGCUAUAUAUACACAUGUAAAAUCUUUAUUUUAGAGAGGUGGUACAAGCUGGUGAGAUCUUAAUGGGGCUGGGAUGCAGGGUGUGGAAUGAGUGUAAAGCUCUAUAGGUUUAUUUGAUUUUUUUCUAACUUUUAAAACUUACCACAGCAUCAAGCUAGAAUAGGGCAAUGCAUUGAUACUGUUGUUUUAGGGAAACCGUGUGAGAAAAAUAAGUAGUUGCGUUAGGCAGCCCAAGAAAGCAUUGCUGUAAAUACUUAAUUUGCAAAAAAAUAAACAUGUAAAUGUAAUGCUUUUCAAAUGUGCAUUAUUAACAAAUAUGGUGUCGUAAACUGUGCGUUGCCUAAUAUUAAUAUAAUGGUAUGGCCUGUGACUUUUUUUCCCUUGGUUUUGAAAUAAAUGUGCCAUAAUAAGAUCUUGAGCCUCAACUUUUUUGCAAGAUGACUUUUAGUACAUUAAAAUAUAUAUUUGCACUUAAACAUUUUGUGUACAAGAAUGAACUCUACGAUGUAAUAACCGAAAACCAAAUCUGCUGCUGCUGCUGCUCCUUGUGUCUGCUGGGUUGUGAGCUGUUCGGUGCACAUGUUGUCCUAGAAGUGCUGCAGUACUGCUCCAUGCUCUGCUCGCUGUCUGACUGAACCGAGGCGCUGGGGGGGGUUUGGGGCGCAAGUGAUCCUUAGGCCAGUGGCAUGAGUGUUAGGAAUGAGGUCUUGAACAGCUUCUGUCUUUUAGUUUGCUGUACAAGAGACUGUGUAGUAAUAAAAGCUCUUGCAGUUUCUUGCUCCUGCUUCAGUCUGCUAAGGGCGUUGUCAAGGGGGCCUCCGUCUGCGAGGUGCAGCGGGGGUCGGGCCCUGGGGGGACCGGGGAGGCGAAAGGCCUUGACUAUAGCUGUUCAGUCUGUGCAAGUUGCGUCUCAAUUACAAGCUGUGAAAUAUCAAUGUUUUCCAAUAAAACCUGAAAUUGA
Molecule: messenger RNA, 1997 nt
Organism: Lepisosteus oculatus (spotted gar)
Lineage: Eukaryota; Metazoa; Chordata; Actinopteri; Semionotiformes; Lepisosteidae
Gene: calm3a
Product: calmodulin 3a (phosphorylase kinase, delta)
Molecular function (GO): enzyme regulator activity; calcium ion binding
Source: RefSeq, a predicted model, not a curated record